Molecule: messenger RNA, 4198 nt
Organism: Oreochromis aureus
Lineage: Eukaryota; Metazoa; Chordata; Actinopteri; Cichliformes; Cichlidae
Gene: tox2
Product: TOX high mobility group box family member 2
Exons: 10
Coding region: 462-2189 (575 amino acids)
Biological process (GO): regulation of transcription by RNA polymerase II
Cellular component (GO): nucleus
Molecular function (GO): chromatin DNA binding
Source: RefSeq, a predicted model, not a curated record
UCAGAGCGCUCCCACAUGACAAAGCUACAGCGCGUCUGGAAACGAGGAACGGAGAGCGGGCGUUUUGGGAGAAACCGUAGACAAGAUCAUUUCUUCACCUGCAGCACGCCCGGCUUGUUUCGCUGUCAAACAACUACACUGUUUAGCUUCCUAGUUUCAGAGAUUACUGAGGCGGGCAGCUGUCUUUUCUUUUUCCCUCUUUCCAAGUGAACUUUAUAGGGAUGUUAUAUAUGAGAGCAUCAGCGUGCAGUUAGGGCCGAAGUAACUGUAGGACGGAUAUAAAGACUGAACAUCUUCUCGUACUACUUUUUUGUUCGGUUUGAUACACAAAAGAAAAAAAAGAGAGGGAGAGAGACGUGUGUGAGUGAGUGUGUGUGAGUGUGUGUGUGCAGGAGAGAGAGAAGUCGCACAGGUUUUUUUUGGAGCUACGUUUUCAUGCCGUCAGUCUUGCGGACUCUGAGAUGGACGUCAGAUUUUAUCCAGCUCCCCCUUCAAGCGUGGGUUCAUGUACGCUACCGACUGACUCCGGUUUGGACUAUUACCAUUCCAACAAGAGCAGAUACGGUGCUCCAGAUCGAGGUGUAAGGCUCUACAGUUCCCUGCCCAUGCGCCCAAACCCUGACGGCAAGAGACUGCCCUCUACUGGGUUUGAUGGUGACAACAUGUACAUGAACGAAAACAAUCACGAGUUCCUCGCGCCAAACCAGAGCUACACAGGUCAGACAGGUGGCAGUGGGGGAGGAGGAGGAGGUGGCGGCACCUCAAGUGGAAAUGGAGCCGGGGACGAAGACUAUGAGAUCCCACCUAUCACUCCACCUAACCACCCUGAACCUCCUCUUCUUCACCUGAUGGAGCACGAGUCUACAGGCUACCUCGGUCACUCGUUGCCACACAAUGGGCUCAUCAACCCGUAUUCCUACCCAGAGCUGCCCACACUUAUGAUGUCGAACAUGCUGGGACAGGACAGCCACCUCGUAUCCAGCCAAAUGCCCUCGAUGCAGGAGAUGGCUUUGCACCACCACCAACAGCAACACCAUCACCAGCAUCCUGAUGGCGCUCAUUAUGACCCUGCCCGUAACCACACCCUGAUAAACAACUCACCUCCGAUACUGCCCAACCCCAUGAGUGCACUAUCCCAGCUAAACCCACAGGUCAGCCGGAGUGCAGUGCCUCAUGGUUCCCCCUCACCUCCCGGAAGUAAAUCGGCCACACCCUCCCCUUCAAGCUCCAAUCAGGAAGAGGAGACUGAUCCUCAUUUGAAGAUGGUCUUCCAGAUCACGGGUGAGAAGCGACCAUCUUCGGAGAUGAUGAAGCCCAAGCCCAAACCCCAAAAAAAGAAGAAGAAGAAGGAUCCAAACGAGCCUACAAAGCCUGUGUCGGCCUACGCCUUGUUCUUCAGAGACACACAGGCAGCCAUUAAAGGACAGAAUCCCAAUGCCACUUUUGGAGACGUAUCCAAAAUAGUAGCCUCCAUGUGGGAUGGUCUGGGAGAGGAGCAAAAACAGAGCUACAAGAGGAAAACAGAGGCUGCUAAGAAGGAGUACCUGAAAGCCCUGGCCGCCUACAGAGCCAGUCUGGUUUCCAAGACAUAUAAUGACCCCGUGGAGACAAAAAGUGCCCAGACAAGUCAGGCUUCUCCACAUAUGAUGCCAGGCAACCCGCCGCUGUACAGUGUGCCACCUCCUCCCCAGCCGUCAUCGCCAUACCUGGGGCCUGGGGCCUUCCCACUUACUGACCUGCAGAGCUAUGCAGGACACGCCCCUCGCCACACUCUGUCGCAGACACUCAGCCAAUCGCAGAUGCUGCCCGGCAUUAGUGCCUCUCCCCCUUCCUCCUUCCAGAUCAGCCCACCACUUCACCCCCACCAGCAGCUCUCCCUGCACCAGAGCUCACUCCUCAACCAGCCUAUCCGCAUGCAGCAGGUCCAGUCCCAGUCAAUCAUCUCUCACCAGAUGGGGCUUCAGGCCUCUCUUCACUCCCCACCUCCAGGGCAGCAGGGUUUUUCCCACCUCCAGUCAGAGUACCAGAAGAGCAUUGGGGGUUCCCAGUCUCCAGGAGCUCCUGGCCCUGGUCCAGGCCCUGGAGUGGCUCAGACCCAUGAUUGGGACAAUGAAUACUGCAAUCGGGAGUGUGGCAACCACUGCAGUGGCAACAUGAUAGGCAGGGACAAGCCACUCUACCUCACCUGAAACUGAAGAUGAUACUCUGUCGACAAAAACGACACAGAGGAGUCUACUCUCAUCCCCUAUUCCACUCCCCCACUCCUCCCCCAACCCCUCCAUUCUUCUUCUUCUUCUGACGUGCACACUUACAUGCAGUGUACACUUGACAUACAAACACACACAUGCACAUGCAAACGCACACAUGCCGCUUCACACACACACACACACAAUCACACACGUCACCACCACCUUUUUUUGUCAGUGUAAUUUUUAUUUUUCUCAGUUUCUAGAACUUGUGAACAGAGUUUGAUGACUACUGUCUGUACCACUUAAUGUAUUAGCAGUCCUCUUGCUGUUGAAAUUUGCCAAGCACUUAUAAAGCCUCCCCCCACGCCCUACCCACCCACCCCUCUCCCACCUUCUGAGUUGUGUGUCUCUGCCCCCUCUCUGAUACAGGCCGGGCUGCAGAGCACUCCUCUCGUGUGUCACCAUAAAGUCCCCUCAGGGACCCCAUCCAGCUUUAAUUAGAACAAGAAGAAAGAAAAAUACUCUUCCUUUCCUUUAAUCGCUUUAUUUUCCAUUUGGUUUUUUCUUUUUUUUGUUGUUAUUGAUGCUGUUUUAUUUAUUUCUGGCUUGCAAAACCAUUCCUCUUUUUUUGCCAGUAAGCGAUGGGCCCUGUUCUAUAGAGAAAUAUUAACAUUUAGUAGGUUCUAGCAGGCCUUGAUGUUAUCGUAGCUUUGCUUAAGGGCCUGCAAAUUAAUACAAAAAGUCUGGGUGGGGAAGAGAAACAAAACAAAAAGAAUCUUUUUUAAUAUUAAAGACCUGUUGAGGUCUACUGAGCUGUCACAGUGUGAUUGUAAAUAUCACUUUUAUGGGAUCAAAUUGGGAAUUGGAAGUCCAGAUAGAUUUGUUUCUUCUUUAAUAUUACCUGUAAGUCAUUGUGUGUGUGUGUGGGUGUGUGUGGGUGUGUGUGUGUGCGUGUGGGUGGGUUUGUGGGCGCAUGCAUGCCUGGACGUUAGAAUGUACCACAUUCAUGACGUGUGCGGCUGAGUAUGUAUGUGCGUACAUGCACGGACACAUGUGUGCAGGAGUGUCUCAGCGUUCGAGCGUCGAGUCUUUCUCGUGAAUUUUAACAGCCUUGUGCAGCUGGAUUUCAGAGGAGUAUUUCACACUCUCAUUCUUGCAUUAAAUCUGUGCUCACUGGUGUGUUUUUUUCCAAUAAAGUUCAAUCUAAAACUGAAUACACAAUAUGUGUCCUGCAGAUCAUUAAAUGGAAAGAGCCAGGUGAGAGAUGGAGAGCAAAGAGAUAGAAAAAGAGAAAGAAGCGCUGUGAAAUAAAAUGAGAUGUAAUGUUGCAGGUGAAAAAAAAAUUGCCUCAAAAUGCCUGCCCCACCCUUCUGUUAUGUUGUCUGACCAUAAUGUCAGUUUUGUGUCCUUCUACAAUGAGAAGUGAAGUAAUGAAAUAUGUGAAUGGAGCCAUCACAGCCACAUUACGGUGACUUUUAUAACUUUCCAGUUGGUGUUUGGUUGUGUUGAUCUCAUCUUUUUUUAAACUUUUGUGUGAUUAACAGAAAUGCAUUUUGAUGACAAGACAUCUCGUUUUUAUCUCUUUAAGUGUAGCAUCAUUUCAGUUUUAGUUGCUGCAAAACUAUAACAUUUUAAGUUGUGUACAAAAAAAAAAAACCCUGCCAAUUGUAGUUAUUUUAUUUGUAAAGCCAGUAAUGAUAAAUAUUUUAAAUGGUUAUCAGCAUAUUGUUUUCUGCUAGUUGCCCAUCAGCCAUUUGACAGGUUCUUAUUUAUAAAAUAAAGUAGAUCACCUUUGCUUCUUAUGAUGGAGGUAUAUUUUUAUUCUUAUUUUAUUGUUUCUUUUCUUUGGUUUGAUAAACUUAAUGAUGAUGACCACAACAAUGAUUAUUUCUUUAUUUUUUACAUUUUGGGUGCUGCUCUUUUCUUUUCUUGCCAGCAGCAUCGGUUUGUGUCACAAUGCUUCUUUUAUUUCAAACCUGCAUAAUAAAGACUAAAAAGUUUAAAAGUGA